AUGAAGAUUGUGGUGGAAGGCCCUCCGCAGGGCGGUAAGACAACUCUCGCGUCUGUGGUGAAGGAGCGCUACGGCCUCUGCUAUGUGUCCACGAGCGAGGCCGUGCGAAAUGCCGUGCACUUUGGCAAUAGUACUUACAGCUCGCAACUGAAGCAUCUGAUCGAUAACGACCAGCACAUUUCUGACUCGCUUCUUGUGAAGGUUGUCAGCGAGGCUACGAGGCGGCCGGACUGCAUCAAUGGCUUCGUACUGGACGGCUUCCCGUGCACCCGCAAGCAGUCGAAGCUGAUGCAGGAUUUGGAGAACGUGAAAGUCGAUAGAGUGGUCGUGUUGGACAUUACAGAUAAUGAGCUACUGACUCGUUUCGGCGGCCGCUGGUACCACCUCAAGUCAGGACGCGUCUAUCACACACUCUACAACCCACCCCUGACGGCAGGCAAGGACGAUGACACUGGCGAGCCGCUGGAGCAGCACACAGAGGACAAACCGGAGGUCAUUGUGCAGCGCAUGUUUCAGUAUCGCCGGCAGCUUAGUGAACUGCGGAAGACCUUUGCAAAUGAUGCGUGGCUGACUGUGGAGGCAAGCGGCAAUGUAGAGUCUGUACGAAACAACGUCUUCGCGGUACUGGACCCUUUGUAUUUUGCCCAGACCGCGAAGAAGGCCAAGAAGCCGUGGUGGAAGCUCUGGUGA
Leishmania braziliensis MHOM/BR/75/M2904 is the source of this 690-nucleotide messenger RNA. RefSeq names its product adenylate kinase 2. Gene Ontology annotation, cellular component: cytoplasm; mitochondrion. The record is from RefSeq and is a predicted model, not a curated record. NCBI's taxonomy places the organism in Eukaryota, Euglenozoa, Kinetoplastea, Trypanosomatida, Trypanosomatidae. The transcript has a single exon. Gene Ontology annotation, biological process: nucleobase-containing compound metabolic process. Gene Ontology annotation, molecular function: ATP binding; AMP kinase activity. The coding region runs from base 1 to 690 and encodes 229 amino acids.